Messenger RNA from Chironomus riparius, 1575 nucleotides. The record is from the annotation of a GenBank genome assembly. NCBI's taxonomy places the organism in Eukaryota, Metazoa, Arthropoda, Insecta, Diptera, Chironomidae.
CAAAAACAAAGUGUAUUGAAUAGAUGACUCAUUUCUUAUCUUCUUUGCAAGUAGAGAACAGUCUAUAAUAUUUUUAAAACAUUUUAAACUUUUGAUUUUAUUUUAAAUUAAAAACCUAGCAAAUAUUUAAAACAUUUGAAUUACCUUGACUUCUUAUAGACUUGCAAUUGAUUUAGCAACGAUAUAAUUUUCCAUCUCUAAGUAUUAUUUGAAUUUUCUUCAUAAAAUGAACAAUUUAAUUGUUGAAUUUGGAAAUUUACCAUUCUCAAAUGGUGACUCUUAUUAUUCGUGCCUUAUAAGCAAUCAAAAUAUUAAAGAAAAUAUUCCUGUAAAAAUUAAUGGAAAUCAUCAAAUUGGUAAUUCAAACAAAGAUGUUGUCAAUGUAUGGAUUAAUAAAUGUACAGUCACAAAAAUACCUAAAGGAAUUACAUUUAUGUUCCCAAAUAUCAAAGUAUUGGAGAUCAAAAACUCAAAAUUACCAGCAAUUCAUAAAAAUGAUUUGGCUGAAUAUAAAAGUUUGGAAAAGUUUUGCUGCAUUGAGAAUCCAAUAUCAUACCUGCCUGGUGACUUGUUUGAGGGUUUUGAAAAAUUGGAAUGGAUUGAAUUUUAUGGAAAUAGUUUACUAAUAAUUGAGCCAAAUAUUUUGAAUGGACUACAUGGACUUAAAUAUGUAGAAUUUUCAAGAGGAGGCCCACAAGAUAAGCGUUUUUCUUUGUAUCCAAGGUUAAGUUCAAAUGCAAAUGUAAAAGAAAUAAAGGAUGAACUUGAAAGAAAAUAUCCUCAAAAGCUCAAAGACGUCCAGAAGUUGGAAAACUUGAUAAAAAAGUUAAAGAUUGAAAAUGAUAAACUAAAGAAGGAAUCACAAGAACAGGCUGCAAAAAUUGUAACUCCAGUACUUGAGCCAAAAAGUGAACUUUUUGAUGACUUGAAGAAAUUCCUGCAUAACGAUAAGCAUAAAGAUUUCACAGUUAAGAUCAUGGAUGAGGAAAUUCGCGUUCAUAAGUUUCUCUUGGCUGCUCGCAGUCCAAUUUUAGCUGAAAUGCUUCUUAAAGCACCAGAUGCUGAAAAUUUAAAUCUUGUUGAAAUUUCAUCAACAACAUUCAAGCAAAUCUUAAGAUACAUCUACACUGAUGAGCUUCCAACUGAUAGUAAAAUAAAUUUUCUGGAUCUUUUUGCUGCAUCUGGUCGAUUAAAAAUGAAAGCUCUUCAAGAUUUUGCUGGAAUGAAAAUUUCUAUUAAAAUUAAUACUGACAAUGUGCUUGAUAUUUUUGAAUUGAGUGUAAAAUAUGGACAUGAAAGUUUAAAGCAGAAAGCGUUCAACGAAAUUAAGCAGAAAUAUUCUAAAUUCCAUUUAAAAGAUGAAUUGUUGUUUCAACCCGAAAAGUUAAUGAAAAUCGUUCAAAGUUUAAAGAAAAAGGAAGAAGAAAUGAGAUUAUUUGAGAAAGAAUUUGAGACUUUACUUUUGGAUAAUUAACGGUUAUAAAUUGAAAUUUCAAAUCAUGCGUCAAUGUUAAAAAUUGAACUUCAUUGAUUUUUGUUGUUUAAAAUUGUUUGAAUAAAUUUUUUAUCACUUAC